Messenger RNA from Mycena indigotica, 1035 nucleotides. RefSeq lists its product as uncharacterized. Lineage: Eukaryota; Fungi; Basidiomycota; Agaricomycetes; Agaricales; Mycenaceae. Bases 1 to 1035 code for a protein of 344 amino acids. The record is from RefSeq and is a predicted model, not a curated record. The transcript has 5 exons.
AUGCCAACACUGGAACUGGCAAAAGCCUCCAAUACGACCUUUCGACCUUCUUACGUUCCUGUGGCCAUCUUUGUUGGUGGGACCUCUGGCAUUGGACAAUCUAUGGCAGAGGCAUUCGCACAAUACGUUGGAGGCAAGGCUCACAUCAUUAUCAUUGGCCGGAACGAACGUGCUGCCGAAGAAAUCAUCUCCCGCUUCCCUGCUAGCACCGGGUACACCCACGAAUUCCUUCCCUGUGACCUUCGUUUGAUGGCGAACGUCCGCGCUGUUUGCGUUGAGAUUCGUCAAAAGGUCGACAGGGUCAACUUUCUCGUUCUGACCGCAGGUUAUGCGUCAAUGGUCACCGUCCCUCUGACUGCGGAAGGGUUGGAUUUGCAUUUAGCCAUGCGAUUUUAUCAGCGCUUCGUCUUCAUCAAAGAACUUCUUCCCUUGCUCCAAAGAGCAAAAUCUUUGAACCAAGACGCCCAAGCUAUGUCCGUCCUCGGUGCUGGUCGGGGCAGUCCUUCGCGCCCCAUUGAGCUCCAUAAUCUUGGCAACACCGUGACUGCCCGGGUUGGACGUCUGGGCGUCGCAAUGCGGGGGCUAAUCAUGAGUUCCAACUAUACUGACGCUAUGAUGGGGUAUUUCGCAUCACGCAACCCCACCAUCGCGUUUACUCAUAUCCAUCCUGGUAUCGUAAGCACUCCAGGGAUGCGCAAUGCUGUGGAUUUUGAUGGCAUCCUGACCCCUAUUACUUGGAUACUCAAUUGGGUCCUUCCUUGGUUUGCAGUUUCACCGGCCGUUUGUGCAGAACACAUGCUAUACGCGCUUCUUCCCAACGAAGAAACCGCCCAAGGCGGAAUUUUUCUUCGAAAUCAUAAUGGAGACGUCGUCAGUUAUCGGCGUUUCGAUGAGGUCGUCGAGCUAGGGGACAGUGAUGCAACGGGUGUUCUCGAUGGGACCUCGUUGACGGGAUAUGGAGCCUCUGACCAAGCGAUCCAUGCGGUCGUUACCCACACGGAGAAGGUUACCGCCUCCUCAUUUGACAUCGAUUGA